Kuraishia capsulata CBS 1993 is the source of this 12393-nucleotide messenger RNA. RefSeq lists its product as uncharacterized. Gene Ontology annotation, biological process: microtubule-based movement. The record is from RefSeq and is a predicted model, not a curated record. Bases 1 to 12393 code for a protein of 4130 amino acids. Gene Ontology annotation, molecular function: ATP binding; dynein intermediate chain binding; dynein light intermediate chain binding. Gene Ontology annotation, cellular component: dynein complex. The transcript has a single exon. NCBI's taxonomy places the organism in Eukaryota, Fungi, Ascomycota, Pichiomycetes, Pichiales, Pichiaceae.
AUGCGGUCAUCUGAGGAGUCUGAUCUCGAAGUGCUGGACACUGCAAGUCUGGAGGAGUAUCUGAAGAAGUUGACCCAUACAUUUGAGCAUCCCAGUACUAUCAUAGACACACAAGACAAUGAAAGGAUCCUCCAGCAGUUUAUUCGAAAUCCUCUUUCGUCCUCUCUGUUUGUGGGGGAAAAGGUGAGAAAUUCUGAUCUGGCUCGUCAGUGGUAUAUUUCUGGAAAUCUGUCAGACGUCAGCGAUACUACUUCGUUGGUGGUGAUUAUUAAGGCUAGAGGCCCCAUUCUAGCAGCUACUCCAAUCGAAUCACAACUGCAGAUAGUUGAGUUCCCCAAUACUGCCACGAGACAAGGAAGUUUUGAGGCUUUGAAAUCGCUUGUUAAUCUUGCUGUCGCGCCAUAUUUCAAUGCUUUGGCGGUGAAUACAGGGUCAAACAUUCAGAGAGAGUCCAACUCUUACGGUGUGGCCAAGAGAAAGAUACACGAUUUGGCUGUUUCUUUGGAACAACUGGAACAGUUCAUAAAAGUUCCAGAUUUGUCUUUGACCGUUCACCCUAAAAUCCGCGAAUAUAUGGACUACGAAGAACACAAGGAGAACGUUGAUGAGAAUGAGUUACUUGGUGAUUCCUCCUUUCUGAACGACUUACAGUCGAUUGUGAAUGACUGGGUGAAAUCUGUUCAACUGGUCUCGAGAAUGAACCACGACCCUUUGGAUGGCAGUGUUGAAGAUGAGAUCAACUUCUGGUCGGAAAAGGAGUCUGCACUCCUGGCCGUUCAAUCUCAGUUGAGUAGUCCUGCUGUGCUUACCACUCUGGAUCUUCUAAGAAAAGCGAAACGGUUUCACGCAACGGUCAGCUUUGUAUCUGAUACUGGUGUUCAAGAUGCCUUAUCUAUUGCUGGAAGAUACAAUCAGCUGCUGAUAGAUCUACCUAUACAGCAGUUCAGUUCGAGUGCGACCAUUGAAUCUUUGAGGGAUGCUGUUUCUCAGGUAUUCGCGCACAUGAAGAGACUGAGGGUGAUUGAGUACCCUGUGGAUCUUGCUGUUCGUUUGGUAGAGAGCUUCACUGGUGAUAUUUCUUUCAAGCUUCGCGAAAUUCUAUCAAAGGACUCCAUUUUGAAGAUGGACUAUCAGGUUUUCACUCCGUAUUCGCGAAAACUACAAGCCUUUUUUCUGGAGAUAGAUGAUUGGAUAAAAGAAUUCACGCAGCUCUGUCGGGAGCUGAUCCGGAAGAGGUCGGAAAAGUAUGUCUCGUUGAGAAUUAGUUCUCGGGUCGUUGAGGUUCAAGAGUUAGCAAAGUCCGUGAUAAAUUUCAGAGCCGAACACCAAAAGAGUCUUGAGCUGAUGCAAAGGGCAUCUCUAGAGCUAGGCCACGAAGAUGUGAAUAUCGAACGAGAGAUCACCAAAAUUUAUGUCGAAAUGCAAGAGCAGGAUCCUUUUGGAAAGACGUCGCACUCCGAGUGGGAAAAUUCCCUCUCGCUAUACUCCGAAAAGAUUGAAUCUUUGGAAAAAAUACUGAUUCUUGGGAUCAAAGGUCUACUUUCGCGCGCAAGAUCUUCCCAAGAGAUGUUUUCUGUGUUCCAAAAAUGUGAGUUCCUCCUGGAGAAACUCUCCAUCAGACAUGCUCUACAGGAGUAUCAGUUUCAGCUGCUAUCGAUUUUGAAGCAGGAAGUUGAUACCUUGAGGAGAUCGUCCAUUGAGAACAAGGAAUCACAGCUGCUCCUAUUACAGCGGGAGGUGCCUGAAGCGGUAAAGCAGAUAUUGGUGGCCAGCCAGGUUGAAAACCAUUGUGAUGAGCUUCAAAGCAGACUCUCUCUUGUUCUCGGCCCACAAUGGGAAAGCUAUCCAGAUGGAAGGAAGGUUGUUGCAGAUCUUGAGAUAUUGCGUGGUCACUUCAACUCAAAGUCGCAGUUUCAGAAAUGGUGCAGCGAGCGAACACCAACUGCUUCUGAUCUAUCACUGGCCGAGGAUUUCAUUCUUCACAUCAAAAAGGUCGACUCGUCAUUUGAGCUUUACUGCCCAUUUGAUCGCAAAUUUUUAUUCCUGAUAGACGAGAUUAGAGCUCUAAGAGCCCUGGGCUUUACCAUUCCUACAAGGAUCUCGAGUAUUGCUGCAGAUACAAAACUGAUCUAUCCUUAUCAUGUCAGUGUUCUGGAAUCUCUGGAACUCUUCAAAUCCGUUACUAGUGACUGCUUAAUUUUGGGUGAUCUCACUGUGUUACUGAGCCAUUCAGUUGAUGGCAUCUACUCCACGAUUCAGGUUCUGUCUGAAGGUAAAUGGAACCACAUAGGGCGAGCAGUCGAGCUACAAUCACACUCAGAACUAAAGAUGCUAGAGGAGCUUCGAACUCUAAAGGCCUUGGAUGAUUUUCCUGUCCAAAUCCGUGACCAUUUAUUGAAAAUGGAGAAACUAACGCUAGUGGCAGACCGCGUCUCAUCUUUGCAUUCCCAGAUUUCUCAGUUGAACUCUUUCACUAGCCAGACUUUGAAGGCUAUCCUCUCGACACUGCAGGAUGAGAUAAACGAGUUAUACUUUGAGGGGUUCGCAAAUAUAGAUGAGUAUGUUGGUGUUGCAAACGAGCGCUUGAAGGAAAGUUUGAUUAGUCUCUCCAAUAACACCUUAAGGGCCUCCAUUUCCGCUUUGGAAACGGGCUCUGGCUCAGACUGGAUGCAGACCUUCACUCAUUGGUUCUCCAUUGAUGGUCAGAAGAUGACAUGUUCGCCUCCACUCGAGUACACAAAAGCUCACUGGAGCUCCCAUAUCCAGCAAACAUUAGAGAUCAUUUUGGAGCAGCCAAUGCUGAGUACCCCGGGCGGACAAGACGAAGGCACCAAGCGUCUUUUCGGUAUUCAAUCGCUGUUUCCUGCAGUGCAUGAAGUGCUGAGCCAAUUGCAUGAUACUCUUGAGGCUUACUACUUGCUCGUAAAUGACUACUGGAACUCAUGGUUACGGCUUCAAACACUUUGGGAGUAUUCUAUCGAAGAAAUCCUCGAGAACCUGGCUGAUGAUAUAUCUGCAUGGGUGGAUGCUCUAGUGGAACUCAAGAACCUCAAGCUACUCUUUGAAGGCGACGGACAUGUGACUUUUGGCGCAAUCAAAGUGGACAUCUCUCUUCUAAAAGAAAACGCUGAGAGUAAGCACAGCUCCCUCACCAAAGCGUUGGCCUCUAGAUUUGCAGAAGUCGUGGGUUUUCAUGUUUCGAAAACUGGUUCAUUUUUGACCUCCAUUCAGGCAGAACUUGAUGCCUCAACCAUGGAUAUAUCCUCUGCCAAUUCCAUCAUUGCACUGAUUGUGGUAUUAAAAAAGUUUUCUUCACAAGAGAGCAGUCUGAAGUCUACCCUUGAUAACAUACUAAGAGGGGACUCUUUGCUGCGUUCGUAUAAUUUCAGGAUUAGCUGGUCUUCGUCUGAUUUGGUUGAAUCUCAGUUCGAGGCCGUGGUGGCCGCAGUGAAAGCAAAAAGAAGUCUUCUGGUUGAGAACUCCAAUGAAGUCUCCACGAAAAUCAAACUGGAGUACGAUCGUGUUAUCAAUGAAAUUGAUGCUGUCGAAGGGAAUUGGCUCAAGCAGAAGGCUUCACAUGUGGAUGUCCCAUCAUCAGAUGCUUUGUCAGGCUUGGCCACGUUUGAAAAAGCCCUAAUAUCUCUGCUUGGUCGCAUGGACUCUGUUUGUAUGGCUUGUGAGUUCAUGAACCUUCAAUUCAGUUUCACGGACUCAAUACCAAACAUUUUGAGAGAACUACAAGAUUUGCGGGCUGUUUGGUCGUCGUUAGAUAGUCUGACUGUCAUUAUCGAUGAUUGCGGCAAGUUACUUUGGAACCAGAUUGAUCACACCUUGCUGGAAUCCAAGUUCAACGAUGCUGUCAAUCUGGCAGACUCGAUGCCGAUCAGGGUUAAGCGUCAUCCUGCUUUCCAAACCAUCAAAAGUUCAAUUCAAAGCUACCAAAAAACUAUUAACUUGGUGUUGACUCUGGCUUCUGAGUCAUUCAAAGAACGCCAUUGGCGGAUACUGUAUCAAAAGUUGCAUGUACAAUAUUUAUCUCCUCAUACUCGAACCCUCGAAGAUGUUUGGAAACUCAACUUGGCUGAUAAUGCCCAGGUAAUUCAGCUGGUUGUUGAUCAGGCUCAUGGGGAGGCCACAGUGGAGAAGUCUCUUGCUGAGGUUAACGAAAAAUGGACCAAUGUCGGCUUUGAGUUCUUUGAGUUCGAUUCUGGAGUCAAGCUCGUGAAAGGCUGGGAGGACCUCUUCGAUCUUUGCUCGAAUGAUCUGAGUCUGUUAGAGUCUAUGAGAACAUCUCAAUUCUAUGACCUAUUUGAGCAACAGGCAACGGUUUGGGAAGAGAAGCUUAAUCGUAUAUUUGCUAUUCUUCACUCCUGGGUGGAUGUGCAGAGGCACUGGAUUCAGCUUCAUGGAGCAUUCUCCAAGAAUAAAGAUAUCAAAGCUUUGCUUCCUAUAGGAGCAAUGCGUUAUCAGAAUCUGGGUGCGGACCUAUUCUCUUUGCUGCAACCAAUAUACACGUCAGGUUUGGUGGUCGACAUCCUCGAAGUGAAAGACAUUGAGCAGAAGCUCGAAGCACUGUUGACCUCCCUGAAAAGCAUUCACCAAAUUCUCAAUGAUUACUUGGAUAGGCAGAGAGAGUCUUGGCCGCGGUUCUACUUCCUCAACAAUGAAGAUCUAUUGGAUAUCGUUGGAAAUGCCAACACUCUAUCGAUCAUUGGACACCAUAUUGCAAAGAUGUUUUCAGGGAUUAGUAAUUUGAUCACUGACGAAACUUUUGACCGAAUCUCUGGUGUCGUAUCUCCCGAGGGUGAGGUGUUGUCCUUGAAGUUACCGAUUUUGUACAAAGAGCGUACGUUAAUCGGAUGGUUAACUGAACUUGAACAAAGUGUGAAGUAUACUCUUUCUUGCUGUCUGGAAGACUCGAUCAACGAGCUGAAUUCAUUGCUGACACAAGAUAAUAAGGGCGAUUCGAUAAGAGUAUGGGUAGACCGUUACCCAUGCCAGGUCCUCAUUCUGACUGUGCAGGUGAUAUUCACUCAGUUCUUGGAGACUGACUCUACUAGCUUGGGAGUUCAUGUCUCUUCCAUGCUUAAUAUCUCAGCAGGUGGAGUGAAGGAUGCUACGACUUUUGUGACUCGCAGAAAGCUCGAGAAUUUGAUAAUUGAAUUAGUUCACUACAACGAUGUUUUGUCAAGAAUGGAGAGAAAGACUGUUUCUCUUGAAUUUGUCCAGCGCUUCUACUAUGACGCGAGUGUGAAAGAUAUCCCCGACAGAUUGACAGUGACGCUCGGAACAGCCACAUUGAAUUAUGGAUUCGAAUACUGGGGACUCCCUCUGCGCUUAGUAUAUACCCCUCUUAUGGAGAAGUCUUUCUUAGCCAUGACUGAAGCACUCGAUGAAAAGAAGGGUGGCUCGUUGGUUGGUCCAGCUGGUUCAGGCAAAACUGAGUCUGUCAAAGCUCUGGGUCAGAACUUGGGAAGGAUGGUAUUGGUAUUUUGCUGCGAUGAAUCAUUUGAUCACGUCGCCAUGAGUCGCAUUUUGACCGGUGUUUGCAAGGUUGGAGUCUGGGGAUGCUUCGAUGAAUUCAAUCGUCUGGACGUGAACACGUUGAGUGCAGUCGCUACUCAGAUUGAGCAGAUUGAGAAUGCUCUUUCUUCUGGUAACUCUCGACCAAUAGAACUCAAUGGCGGAGCCAUCUCCGUGGAUCCAAGUUCCGGCUUAUUCAUCACCAGUAACCCAGAUUAUGCCGGGAGAUCAGAACUGCCUGAAAAUCUCAAAGUUCAGUAUCGCACAAUGAUAGUUUCAAAACCUGAUACUGAAGUCAUUGCAGAUGUCCUUCUGCGUUGUCAAGGAUUUUUCCAUUCAUCUAUGCUGGCGCGAAAUCUCCACAAGCUAUUUGUUGAUCUGGCAAGCCAAUGUUCAAAACAGACGCAUUAUGACUUUGGACUAAGAGCUUUGAAAAGUGUUGUGAUGAAUGUUAGGUUUGACUCGCAUGAUAUGGAGCACUCAAGUGUAUACUCGGAAUCACUGGCGGUACUUGAGAGCUUAACGAAUACCGUGUUGCCCAAGCUAAUAUCAGAGGACGUGGGCUUCUUUGUGGAAUCUGUGAAGUCAUUUAAUGCUUCGUAUGAGACUAUCACAUCAUCUACAAAGCUGGUGAACAGCCUUGAAAAUUAUGUCAAAGAAAACCAUCUGAAAGUGACAGAAAAUUGGAUGCGCAAAGCUUCGCAGCUGUAUGAAAUUCAAAAACGCCAUAAAGGAAUCAUUCUGUUUGGUGAGCAAGGAAUAGGAAAGACUGUGUUGUUAUCGUCAGUCAUGGCUGCUUCUGAAAAGUUGACUUGUCGACCACAUAAGAGGUACACUAUUGAUCCCAAAGUGCUCUCCAAGAACUCUCUUUAUGGCUCUUUUGAUCCUGCUACUCGUGAAUGGAAAGACGGCAUAUUCACCAGAAUUCUAAGGGAAACUGUCGUUGAUAACGGAUCCGUCAUAUGUUGGAUUGUUUUUGAUGGUGAUGUGGACCCUGACUGGGUAGAAAGCCUGAACAGUGUACUUGACGAUAAUGGUACUUUAACACUGGCAAACGGAGAAAGAUUGGUGGUUCCACCCGAGCUGAAGAUUUUCUUUGAAGUUGACUCACUGAAAAGUGCAACCCCAGCUACUGUGAGCAGAUGUGGUAUUGUUUGGUUAGGUGAUGUGUUUCCCUCCGUGAAUUACAUCUAUGAGAUGUCUCUUACCAAAAUGAGGCUUGAUGCUCUUGACACUCACACAAGUGGUGUGUUAUCUCAUGAUACCCUCCAGUACGUGCACGAUUGCUAUAAUGGCAGUUGUUGUGAGGUCUUGAAGAGCGAGUCGCUGAACGACAUCUUCUCCAUUGCGCAAAGCGUUCCUCAUGUCAUGGAAUUCGGUGCUGUUGCAAGCGCCAAAAGAUUGUUGACUAUGCUGAGAGCAUAUCGGGAAAGACUGAUUGCAUUUGUUCUCUCUCAUCCUUCCCACUCCGGUAGGGACUUUUCUGCAUAUUCAAAGCGUUCAGCUCUAUUGGCCACAAUUUGGGCUUUUACGGGAGACCUUCCGUCCGAGUCGAAGUCGUCACUCGAGCGCAACAUCCUGAACCAGUCCAUCUUUGCAAGUAUCGGCCCAGAAGAUGGGUCUUUGGCUUCUCAUUAUGACCUGGAGCUUCCAGCUGGGAAUUGGAUAUCAUGGGCAACUAAGGUACCAGAAACGAACUUGGCAGUUCACCAGGUGCUGGACCCAAGCAUCAUCAUUCCAACACCUGAGACUGUGAAGCAUGCAAGCUAUAUUGAUGAUGUUAUCAAGCAGCAUUGCCCACUGAUUCUAUGUGGUCCUCCUGGGUCUGGAAAGACCAUGUUGGUAUUGUCGGCUCUGAGCCACUCUUCAGAUUUUGAUUUUCUUGGUCUUAAUUUCUCAAAGGAUACGACACCUGAUCUCAUUCUGGGUGCUCUGGAACAUCACUGCAGCUAUAAGAGCACUGCACGCGGAUUGGUUCUGUCUCCAAAGCAAUCUGGAAAGUGGAUUGUUAUGUUCUGUGAUGAAAUCAACUUGCCAAGUCUGGACGCCUAUGGUACUCAACAUACGGUUUCGCUCUUAAGGCAAAUCAUUGAGCAUGGAGGCUUCUGGCGUCCUAGUGAUCAGGCAUGGGUUCACCUGAAGAAUGUUCAAUUUGUCGGAGCCUGUAAUCCUCCAACGGACAGUGGGCGUAACCCAUUAAGCCCUAGGUUUCUGAGACAUUUCAGCAUUAUUCUGAUGGACUAUCCGGGAAGAGAGUCUUUAUCUCACAUCUACCGGACAUUUAUCAAAACUACUCUCAAGCUUUCUCCCGGGCUAGUUGCAUUGGCUGGAGAGCUGACCGAAGGUAUGAUUAGGUUUUACGAGGAAUCCAAGCUGAAGUUCUCACCAAUGCAACACUCUCAUUAUGUUUUCAGUCCUCGUGAGCUCACUCGCUGGGUGAGAGGUAUCUUCGAAGCUCUCAAGUCGUCCCAGGACGAGUUAGAUCUUGAGGGUUUGGUUCGACUAUGGGCACAUGAAGCCUUGCGCUUAUUUCAGGACCGUUUGGUAACGCAAUCAGAAAAGGAUUGGUCUUUCGAUACUUUGAAAGGGGUAGUCGGCUCGAUAUUCGACAGCAUUGAUAUUGAAAGGGCAUUAAAACAACCCAUUUUAUUCAGCGAUUGGCUGUCUUUCUCAUACUCUCCAGCAACUCACUCUCAGCUUCGGUCUUUUCUCAGGGCCAAGCUUCGUAUAUUUUGUGAAGAGGAACUUUCUGUCAACUUGAUUCUCUAUGAUGAACUGAUAGAGCAUGUUUUGAGAAUUAACAGGGUUCUGAGACAACCGCAGGGCCAUAUGAUGUUGGUGGGACCCACCGGGAGUGGGAAAACAACCAUCACGAAGUUUGUGGCCUGGAUGAACGGAAUUGAGUUUGCACAUCUUACUCCUUCCAGAGCAUACUCACUUAGUGAUUUUGAUUCCAUGUUGCGGGACCUAAUAAAACGGUGUGGUGUUGAAGGUAGAAAGUCCUGUCUGCUGAUUGACGAUUCAGCAGUCCUUUCUCCUGUGUUCCUGGAGAGACUUAAUACCCUUCUUGCCAACGCUGAGAUUCCUGGUCUCUUUGAAGGUGAAGACCUGGUUCUUUUAAUUGCUAAUUGCAGAGAUAAAGCCAGGUCUUCCGGUGUGUUGUGUGAAAGUGAGGCAGAUGCACAGCAAUGGUUACGAGAAAGAGUGGCUGCGAAUAUACACAUCGUUUUGACUACCAGUGAUCCAGAUGAGAAACACUCUACUCAGUUCAUGUCCUCGCCGGCCCUCUUCAACAGAUUUGUUGUGGAUUGGAUGGGAGAUUGGUCGGAUGUCACUCUUAGAGAGGUUUCUGGAGAGUGUGCCGCAGCUAUUCCCAUAUCCAGUGACGAAAGAGAGCUUUUGGUUGAAGCCUCCGUGGUCAUCCAUCGUACAUCCCAGCUUGUGUCUGGUACUCAAUUUUGUACACCAACAAAGUUCCUGUGUUUCCUGGAGUCAUUCGAAAGAAAUCUCAGGACCAAGGGUCAAAGUAUUACUGAGCAACACCAUCGUGUCAAUUUGGGUCUUGACAAACUGAGGGAGUCUCUGGUGAUGGUCAAAGAACUCAAGAAUGGGCUGUCUGCCAAAAGGAGUGAGCUGCAUGAGAAAGACAGAGAAGCCAGUUAUAUGCUGGAAAAGAUAUUGGCAGAACAAAGCGAAGCUGAGAAGAAACAGGAGGCCUCUCUUGAGCUCCAAGUUGCGUUGAAGGCACAGGAAGAAGAUGUUGCUGCCCAAAAAUAUGUUGUGGAAGAAGAACUGUCCCUUGCAGAGCCAGCUGUUAUUGAGGCUCAAAGCGGUGUAAGAAAUAUCAAGAAACAACAUCUCACCGAGCUACGUGCAAUGUUGAAUCCACCAGAGCCAGUAAAGAUCACACUGGAGUCUGUGUGUAUACUUCUGGGUUAUGGUGUGGAGACCUGGCGGGAUGUCCAGUUGGUUGUGAGAAAGGAUGAUUUUAUUGCCAGCAUUGUGAAUUUCGACAAUGAGGUACAAUUGACACCUGAUAUUCUGUCAUAUAUGGAGGAAGUUUAUCUGUCAAGGCCGGAUUAUAACUACGAGGCCGUGAACAGGGCCAGUAAAGCAUGUGGUCCUCUUCUCGGGUGGGUGGUGGCCCAAAUCAAGUACGCUAGUGUCUUGGAAAGGAUUGGUCCAUUGAGGGAAGAGGUGCAAGCUCUGGAGGUUGAAGCAAACCAUGCGAGGGCAAAGGUUAUUGCUGUUGACGGUAUGAUAUCUGACCUCAAGCAGAGUAUCGAGAGCUAUAAGAACGCAUAUGGAGAUAUUGUUCGUGAGGCCGAGAGAAUCAAGUCUCAGGUCACAGAUGUUGAGGAAAAGGUUAGUCGCAGUUUUGGCCUACUUGAAAGUUUGUCAUCUGAAAGGGCGAGAUGGGCUGCGAGUAUCGAGGUCUUUCGAACUGAGCGUGCGUGUCUGGUGGGAAACUCGCUGUUGAUUGGUGCUUCGUUGGCUUAUUUUGGUGACAAAGACCAGGGCCAGAGAGUAGAUCUUAUGAAAAGGUGGUCGUCUGAACUUUUGAGGUUGAACUCUACUUUCAGUGAAAACAUCUCUCUCUCAAAAUCUUUGGCCAGUUCUUCGGAGAUCCUCAGUUGGAGAAAAGAUGGACUUCAGGAUGAAGAAUUGUUUGUCGAGAACACUAUCAUCAUGAAAACUCUGAAAGAUCGCUUCAAUUUUCUGGUGGACCCCUCUGGGUCUAUGAUAGCAUUCUUGUCAGAAUACGUGAAGCCAAAAAAGCUGAUAGUUACCAGCUUUUUGAAUCGCUCUUUCACGAAACAGCUGGAAAACUCAAUGAGAUUUGGAAGUGCGCUUUUGAUAACGGAUGGUGAAUACUAUGAUCCCAUAAUCAACCGCAUCAUCUCCAGAGAGUUUUUCAACAGAGGCACAAGAACUAUGGUCAAAGUGGGGGAAGCAGAUGUGGAUAUUUCGGCGGAAUUUCAGUUGUACAUUCAUACCAGAGAUUCCACCUAUCCGGUUCCUGCAUUUGUUGCUAGCCGUACAAAUUUCGUGAACUUCAGUUUCUCUUUCGCAUCGAUGGAGAGUCAAGCCUUGAACAUGAUCCUCAGUGCCGAGAGACCUGACAUUGAAAAUCAGAAAGAAGAAAGCGUACGGGUACAAGGCGAAUACAAAGUCAGGCUACAAUCCCUUGAGGAUAAGCUACUUCAAAGUUUGGCCGAAUCUGAUGACCGUGUUCUUGAAAACAGGCAAUUGUGGGAUCUUUUGAGCUCAUUGAAGACAGAAGCUGGGGAUCUCAGCAAAAAGAUCGCACAAACGGCGGACGUUGUUAUGAACAUUACCUCUAUCUCUGAUAUUUAUCGUCCACUUGCCUCUGGCUAUGCCCUUCUGUUUGAGUUACUGACGAAACUCCAGUCAAUAUCUCCAUUCUAUCAAAUUCCCAUAACAUUUUACAACACUGCUUUCAUGGAUGCAUUGGGUUCGAGGUCGCAAUCCUCUGGAAAUCGUGUUCAGGAUUUGCUGGAAAGCUUUGGGAGGGUCUUGUACCAAAGGCUUGGUGCAAGUGUGUUUUACGAGGACCAUAUGUUGGUUGCAAUGAUAUUGCUCUUCACGGCACUGAAGGUGACGGAAGAGCAAGAAGCAAACAUUUUCAUGCGUAUCUUGCAAUCUUUCACAGAAAGAGAGGACAUCCGUUUCACCAAGUUGAAGGACUGGCUGGACAUUGAGUUGGAUGUUUCCAGUGAUGGUUUAACAGGCGAUGUUGAUGAACCAUCUGCAGGCUACGAAACGCUUAAGAGUAAUACUCCACUUGCGCUCUUAAUCAAGGCUGCAGUUCAGAAAAACUCCAGCCCUGGUCUGUUGCGUGUGGCAAUUCAAUCUUUCCCUGGAUUUGACCUUGCAUUUUCCAAUAGCUAUACUCUGGAAAACGUUAUCCAGGAAGACUUACCCUUAUCUAUGCCUCUCCUUAUAUGCUCGCCUGACAAAUACGACGCAAGAAUCAAGCUCAACCAACUUGCAAAGCUGUUGAACAAAUCCCUUGUGUCAACCUCCAUGGGUUCCUCAGAAGGUGAAGCUGAGGCUACGAAGAAUGUUGUCUCCGGUGCAAAGAACGGUCGGUGGGUCCUGAUUCAGAACAUCCAUAUGGCACCAAAUUGGGUAUCUUAUCUGGAGAAAACUCUAGGUAAUCUUCAAUAUUCCCCUGGAUUCAAGCUAUUUUUGACCUGCACUUCCUCUACUGAUCUUCCUCUCUCACUUCUGAAGGCUGCCAGGAUUGUGGCUGUGAAAACUGAGCCUGGUAUCAAGAACUUGUUUGCAACCUCGUUUUUCUCUACAAUCGGAUUUGGUUCUGAUGCUCAGACACCAGAAGUGGCACACAUGUAUCUGUUACUUUGUUGGUUUCACUGUAUUGUUCUGGAACGGCUUAUGUAUCUGCCAGUGGGAUGGUCCAAGGCUUAUGAUUUUGGUGAAAGUGACCUCUUAAGUGCCAAGUUUGUUGUGGACUGUUAUUUGAGAUCAAAUGAAGUUAAUGGCUCUUUGGAUCAUCUUGAAUGGUCUGGCAUUGCUUAUUUGAUUGGAACGAUUGUUUAUGGAGGUAAGAUCGACUCGGCAGAUGAUUUGAAAUCUUUGGAACAACUCGCGCAACACGUAUUCAGCAGAAAUUCAACCAACCAUGGCUUUUCUCUCGUGCAAAACUCGGCUUUGCCUUUGCUUCCAGUGAAAAUGGAUAUAGAAUCAAUCAGGGAGUGGGCUGAAAAUUUGCCGGUGUUGACCCCAGUCUCCUGGCUUGGCAUUCCCGAAUCGGCAGAAGUGGAUGCGAAAUGGGAGGAAAACCGAAUAGUUGCCCAAAAAGCUACUAAAAUAUUGGGACAAUGA